GAGCACUAUGUGGCAGCGGGGGAGGGGAGGGAAAGAGCUCGGCCGCAUUCGGGGCCGCCUGCGCUCAUCAAACGCUUCUCAUUGAACACACAGUAAGGCAGAGCUGGAGUGGAAAUAUUCUUUAUGCCGCAAUAUGCGUGAAUUUCUAUAAUAAACCCGGGGUUGCUGAAGCCCUUCCAAAGGAGGUCUGGAUCAGUACCCAUCUGCGCGGGCCCUGAGUGGCCUGGCACGACCCAUCGGGGCAUCGGGGGGAACCAUAUUACAUGCCAGCGGCUUUUGUUUUUUUUGACUGCCCCCUUUAGGUUUAUCCCCCCUCUCCCUUUCCCCUGAUACUCUUUCAUUCAUCCGAAAGAGUAAGAGUAUAUUUUCACCCUAGUGUGGCAGCCGGGCUGCUCCCCCACACACCGAUGAAUGAAGACCCCAUUCGGGAAGAACGCGGCCCAGAGAUCCAGAGCUGAUGCAGGGCAUCCUGGUGUCUCUGCAAAUAUGAUGAAGAAAAAGAAUUCUCAUAAGAAACACAAGACCAGUGUAGGGCCCACCAAAGCAGUGGCUCAGCCCAGGCGUAACAUCGUGGGCUGUCGUAUCCAGCACAUCUGGAAGGAGGGCAGCGGCGCGGCGUCGCAGUGGAAAGGGACCGUGUUAGACCAGGUGCCCGUCAACCCCUCGCUCUACCUGAUUAAAUAUGACGGCUUUGACUGCGUCUACGGCCUGGAGCUGCAUAAAGACGAGAGGGUGCAAGGACUCGAGGUUCUGCCAGACAGACAAGCCUCGACACGCAUCAGCGACGCCCACCUGGCCGACACCAUGAUCGGCAAAGCUGUGGAGCACAUGUUCGAGACGGAGGACGGCACUAAGAACGAGUGGAGGGGAAUGGUUCUGGCCCGGGCGCCCAUCAUGAACACGUGGUUUUACAUCACGUAUGAGAAAGACCCUGUGCUCUACAUGUAUCAGCUGCUCGAUGACUAUAAAGACGGAGAUCUGAGGAUCAUGCCAGACUCUAACGACUCGCCCCCUGCGGAGCGUGAGCCCGGAGAGGUCGUGGACAGCCUCGUGGGGAAGCAGGUGGAAUAUGCCAAAGAGGACGGCUCUAAACGAACUGGCAUGGUUAUUCAUCAGGUGGAAGCCAAGCCCUCCGUCUACUUCAUCAAGUUUGAUGACGACUUUCACAUUUACGUCUAUGACCUGGUGAAAACAUCGUAGGCAGCGAAACGCCCCGCGGGACGAGGAGAGGGGGUGGAGUUUCACGUAACCAUGUGAUUCACACAAACGUUUUUGCCAAAAGUUCUUUCAAAACAUUUCUUGUAACAUCUUCUGGAAAUGGAAUGGUGGAUUACCACUAGUCAAGUGUCUCUUAUUGUUGUAGGAUGAACGGACAUCACAUCCCCCGACAUACACGUAGCUUCAUAUUUCAGAGGUUCGUCUCGAGCAUUUCCCAUUCCUUCGUGAUUACGAAGACGCGACGUCAUGUUCACCGGGAAAAGCCCGGAGGUCUGGCCGUUAGAGUAACAUCGUUCUGGGCUGCGUCGGACGUUAAAGCGUACAUCUGUUGGACUGUUACAGCUCCGAAAUCCAAGCUAUCCCGGGAGAAAAGUCACAACAAAAAAUGCACGAGGUGUUUAUCAUUUCAGACGUGAGAAACACAGGGGCCCAUGAAGGAUGUGGAGCAGAAAAAGUGUGCAUAAAAGUGCCAGGAGUUGGAGGGCCGGAGGUCGGCGGUAGAAAGUGCCCUGGGAAAAUGUUCCCGUUUUGUCUGUAAACAAGAUAUCCCGCUGUCCUUGAUAUCUUCGCAGUUUUAACCCUCCGUCGUCUUCUAGCUCAUGCACUCACCCUCGCCAGAAUUGCGCACACGAGCUCUGCUGUCAUUUGUGUGAAAUGAAUCCCCACGACUUGUUUUUAUGUAUUUUGUUUCCUACUUUUUAUUUUAUAUAUAUAUAUAUACGUAAACAUAUAAACAUUUAUCAUCA
Molecule: messenger RNA, 1964 nt
Organism: Rhinichthys klamathensis goyatoka
Lineage: Eukaryota; Metazoa; Chordata; Actinopteri; Cypriniformes; Leuciscidae
Gene: spina
Product: spindlin-Z
Exons: 6
Coding region: 412-1200 (262 amino acids)
Biological process (GO): gamete generation
Source: RefSeq, a predicted model, not a curated record